ACGACAAGUGGUUCGCUGUUAAGUUGGUUCUUGAGAUUCUGGACCUCCGGCGUUUUUUUUCUCCCAUUAUAGGUUCAAGGUUAUUGCCAAAGGGCUUCGGUGUGAUUAUAUUUCUGAUAGAGUAAAACAAUCUUUUUUUCAGAUUUCAUUAGACGGCCUCAAAAUGAUGCACUACCGCAAGGCCGAAAAUGUGGAGAAGGAGCUCAGCAAAACCGAUUUGCCGUUCGAGGACUGCAUGCCAAAGUCCCAAAAGGAUUUUCUUUGGAUGCAUGUAAAAGGCGGUACUAAAGUGAGCAAUGUGAUAGAAUUCGCUCAGGCAUCGCUCAACAAAGGCGAACACAGAUGCGUAGUUUGGAGCGGAUCCGGUGGCGGAGUGGUCAAGACUAUAUCCUGUGCAGAGGUGCUCAAGAGGAGCCACCCUGUCUACCAGGUGACCCGCAUGGCCUACAAUAGCGUGGAGGAGCACUGGAAGCCACAGAUGGAAGGCCUCGAGGAGAUCAUCGUUAACCGCCAGAUACCCACCCUACACAUCCUUAUGAGCCUGGACGAACUGCCGGACAGUAUAGAGGGCUUACAGAAGCCAAAUACAUCCACCGAUUUCUGGGAGGGCGGAGGGGCAAAGUCGCGUCCCCAACCACGCCAACAGCAGCAACAACAAAAACAACACCAAGGUGAUGCAGGUCGGUCAAACAAGCGCCACAGAUCCGGACGCAAUAAACCAGCCCAACAACACGGAACACCUGCCACUGAAGAGAAUCAACCAACCAGUCAGAGUCAAGGUUGA
Molecule: messenger RNA, 784 nt
Organism: Drosophila takahashii
Lineage: Eukaryota; Metazoa; Arthropoda; Insecta; Diptera; Drosophilidae
Source: RefSeq, a predicted model, not a curated record